This is a messenger RNA of Pseudomassariella vexata, 918 nucleotides long. RefSeq names its product calmodulin. The record is from RefSeq and is a predicted model, not a curated record. The transcript is spliced from 3 exons. Bases 111 to 701 code for a protein of 196 amino acids. Lineage: Eukaryota; Fungi; Ascomycota; Sordariomycetes; Amphisphaeriales; Pseudomassariaceae.
CGCGACUAACAUCAGUGGGGUCCUUCACUUCACCACCAUACGUCCUGCUUCUAGCUUUCCGAACCUCAAGUAGGACCGCUUUGCGCAAUUCCAAAGCAGGCCGCAGUACCAUGCCACCCAAACGCAAAACCCCAGCAGCCUCGGCUGCAGCCCCCAAGGAAAGGCAAUCCAAACUCGCCAAAGAGCACAACAUCACAGCGCGCGAAGAGCGCGAAAUCAAAGAAGCUUUCGCGUUGUUCUCCGAGCCCAUGGACGGCGAGAAGGAGGGCGUGAUGCCGAUUGGGGAUGUGCGAAGAGCCAUGGUCGCCCUUAACCUUCCCCCUUCUAGACCUGAACUCGCCGAAUUCCUCUCCAUCCUCGAUCCCGACGACGAAGGGCACGCCUCGUACGAACCGUUCCUGGCCAUCUGCGCGUUGAAGCUACACCAGCGCGCCGAUGAUGAGUCAGCCGAGAUGCACGAGGCUGAGGUGGAAGAGGCGUUUCGGCUGUUCGCUGGCGUGGGGUCAGGUGGACAAGGAGGAGAGACGGAGACGCUCACUCUGGCUCACCUGAAGAGGGUCGCUAUGACGCUCAAGCAAGACGUGGACGAGGGCUUGCUGAAGGAUAUGAUACUGGAGGCGAACGGGGGUGCGGGUGUGGGGCGGGGGGUAAGGAGGGAUGAGUUUGAGGCAGUUAUGAGGAGGGCUGGGGUGUGGAAGUGAAAUGUUUUGCGCUUGGUAUUGGACUGAUGGGACAUCCGAGUUCCUGAGGUGCUGGAGCAUGUGCGCACAUCCCACACGAAUCGCAGAGGUUGUCAGUCAUGGGAUUGCAGAGGCCUGGUCAGGUCACAUGGUAGGAGUUAUAGGAGUUAUGCCGAGGACCAACAGCAUGGCAACGGAAGCCCAAAUUUGGCAAUAGAAUAUUUGGUUUUCAUUUGGU